Molecule: messenger RNA, 1178 nt
Organism: Saprolegnia parasitica CBS 223.65
Lineage: Eukaryota; Oomycota; Saprolegniomycetes; Saprolegniales; Saprolegniaceae
Exons: 5
Coding region: 7-1137 (376 amino acids)
Biological process (GO): double-strand break repair via homologous recombination; mitotic recombination; double-strand break repair via single-strand annealing
Cellular component (GO): nucleus
Source: RefSeq, a predicted model, not a curated record
CAGGACAUGGCGGCAGGAAAGCGAAGCGACUGCCUCUUCGGGACGUUACCCUUUACGAGCGACGAGCAGCAGCGCACGGACGCGUACCUGCGCCAGAAGCUCAACACAGACGUGCUCUCCCGGCGGCCCGGGCCUGGUGGCCGUCGUCUCACGUACCUCGAGAGCUGCAAGGCGAUCGAGAUCGCAAACGAAGCGUUUGGCUUCAAUGGCUGGAGCUGCCGCAUCGUCGACUGCAACCUCGAAUACAAGGAAAAGGACGGCAACGGCCGUUGGAGCGUCGGGUAUAGCGCAGUCGUGCGCAUCGAGCUCAAGGACGGGUCCACGCACGAAGACGUUGGAUUCGGAACAAGCGAUGGUAUGAAGGAGCUUGGCGCUGCUUUGGAGCAAUCGAAGAAGGCUAGCAUCUCGGACGCUCGGAAGCGGGCGCUACGCCUCUUUGGCGAGUACCUUGGCAACUCGUGUUAUGAUAAAGAGCACAUCAAGGACGUGGCGGCAAACAGGGCUAACAACGUACCGCUCCAGUCCCCAACAUCUAUCAAGCUUGAAAACGGGGCAACAGCAAACGCUACUGCAGCGGAGCCCAACGCCCAACGUGUGCUACCACCAACGUCAACUGCACCACGCCCCGGCAAUGGCUCCAAGCCACCACCAGCUGUCCAACGCAAGCCCGAAGGUCCAGCGGGGGUGUCAAACCAGACUUCUCCUGGUAUCGCGCAGUACCCACCCGCAGCAAUGUCUCGACCGCCACAGUACAACCAGGCAAAUCAGUUCAAUCCUCCGCCACCGAUGAACCGCGGACCUCAAGGCCCCCCGAAUGUGAAGCAGGAGCCAUCGUUUGGAACGACCCGCAACAACGCCUACGCGUCGCGCUCGGCGCCGACUGUCGCCCCCGUAUCUGUCACUCUUGUGGACCACGGCAAGCGCCCGCUGCCACAACAACAGGCUUUUCCGCGUCCGAUCAUGACCAACAUGUCGCCUUCAAUGGUCAAUGCGUCGCCGUCUCUCGGUUUUGAUCGGCAGAGUGCACCCGUGUGCAUGUACCCUGGCGAUCCUGGCGUUGACCUUGACGACCUACGUUACUCGCAGUUUGAAUUUGACGCCAACGAGACAAACGAAAGCAAGAAGCACAAGUCGUAAUGGAUCAAUUAAGGCACGAUGCCGUUCGUGAGUUUCUGGAA